Molecule: messenger RNA, 7522 nt
Organism: Cydia fagiglandana
Lineage: Eukaryota; Metazoa; Arthropoda; Insecta; Lepidoptera; Tortricidae
Gene: shaker
Product: potassium voltage-gated channel protein Shaker
Exons: 10
Coding region: 583-2739 (718 amino acids)
Biological process (GO): protein homooligomerization; potassium ion transmembrane transport
Cellular component (GO): voltage-gated potassium channel complex; membrane
Molecular function (GO): protein binding; delayed rectifier potassium channel activity
Source: RefSeq, a predicted model, not a curated record
GGCAUGCGAGAAGCGGGCGGCGGCGCGGGGCGGGCGGCUCCAUGCGAUGCGAGCGAAGCCUCCGCUCCGCUACACUCGCGCGCUCGGCGUCGUCGCGCCCUCACGCCCGCGCGCUCUGUACGACCCCGUUACGUAACCGCUAUUUACGCCGACAUCCUGUUGAGUGCGAACUGCGAGCACCGCUAGCGCGACACGCUUCUCACCGCUGACCAUCCCGCGCGCACCCGUCAUGAAUCCAUGCGAACACUACUCUAAUACAAAAGCCGUUACCAUGGAUACUAUUACGCACUCUUAUGGCAAAACCUAAAAACAUGUAGAAGACCGCGAUCACUGCCAAUAUCGCAUUCCUGCCAAAUAAUCUUAAGUCGAUUUUAUUAAUUAGAAUAACCGCUAGAAUUAUAACCGCUUUUUGCUUGUGUGAUGUUACUUAUAAAUAUUUCGGAGAGGUUUAAAAAGACUGAUAUUUAGUAUUUAAAUAAAAUUCCUUCCAAACGUGAUAGAAUCGAGACUGCUUAAUCACUUCCACAUCGCUUUGGACCGCUAAGCUUUUAUCACAGCUGAGCGAUAAUAUUAGGGUAAAUAAUGAUAAAUUAUAACAAAUGCUCAGUUAAAAAGCAACUCAACCGCUGUAGAUCGCUGUCCAAGGACGUCACGGUGGUGUCCUCGGAGCUCCCUAUCGAGCACGGGUCGUUCGUCAGCAAGAUUCGCGACAACAUCAGCUCGUGGGUGCUGUGGUGGCGUCAACGCCGUCUUCGGAUGGGCGCGCCGCAGACCCCAAAGCAAAUCGAGGAGGAUGAUUGCGUGCCCCGGGUGGCGAUCGUAGAAGAAGUUCGGGAGCAAGAGCGGAAGCUGGAGAAGCAGCGCCGGGGGGCUUCCUCAGGGCCUCGGCGCCGCGGGCUCGAGAACGAGCUGGAGGGCGAGCGCCGGAGGCCGCGCCGCAAGCCGCGGAAGAGGUCGCUGCCAAAGCUUUGCAGCCAAGAGGAGGAGGCAGGGAGACCACCACAAGGCGGAGUGGUAACCUUUGAGCCAAUUCAACACGACCACGAUUUUUGCGAGCGAGUUGUAAUCAAUGUUAGCGGACUAAAAUACGAAACCCAAUUACGGACAUUAAAUCAAUUCCCAGAAACACUUUUAGGAGAUCCGUCAAGACGGAUACGAUACUUUGACCCACUGCGGAACGAAUACUUCUUUGACCGGAACCGACCCUCCUUCGACGCAAUCCUAUACUAUUAUCAAAGCGGCGGACGACUGCGGCGUCCGGUCAAUGUUCCACUGGACGUAUUCUCGGAGGAAAUCAAGUUUUACGAACUUGGCGAGCAAGCCACCAACAAAUUCCGUGAGGAUGAAGGUUUCAUAAAGGAAGAAGAGAAACCUCUCCCUUCAAACGAACGACAGCGCAAGAUUUGGCUUCUGUUUGAAUACCCUGAGAGUUCACAGGCUGCCCGAGUAGUUGCCAUCAUCUCCGUGUUUGUCAUCCUUCUCUCUAUCGUCAUUUUCUGCUUGGAAACGCUUCCAGAAUUUAAACACUACAAGGUCUUUAACACUACAACAAAUGGUACCAAGAUUGAAGAGGAUGAAGUGCCCGACAUCACUGAUCCCUUUUUCCUCAUUGAGACUCUCUGUAUAAUCUGGUUUACGUUCGAAUUGAUAGUGCGGUUCUUAGCAUGUCCGAACAAGUUUAAUUUCUUUAGAGACGUGAUGAACAUUAUAGAUAUAAUAGCUAUCAUUCCUUACUUCAUCACUCUGGCCACCGUAGUCGCCGAAGAGGAAGACACGCUGAACCUCCCCCGGGCGCCAGUAUCCCCGCAGGACAAAUCAACUAACCAAGCCAUGAGUCUCGCCAUACUUCGAGUGAUUCGUCUCGUACGAGUCUUCAGAAUCUUCAAGUUAUCCCGUCAUUCCAAAGGAUUGCAAAUCUUGGGACGAACAUUGAAGGCAUCGAUGCGAGAACUUGGACUUUUAAUAUUUUUCCUGUUCAUAGGGGUGGUCGUGUUCUCCAGCGCCGUUUUCUUUGCUGAUAAAGAUUGCCCCGAUACUAAUUUCUCGUCAAUACCUGAUGCCUUUUGGUGGGCAGUCAUUACAAUGACCACCGUCGGCUAUGGAGACAUGAGGCCGGUUGGAGUGUGGGGCAAAAUUGUCGGUUCGCUGUGUGCGAUCGCCGGUGUGCUCACCAUCGCGCUGCCGGUGCCCGUCAUCGUCUCCAACUUCAACUACUUCUAUCAUCGCGAGACUGAUCAGGAGGAGAUGCAAUCCCAGAACUUCAACCACGUCACCAGCUGUCCGUACCUGCCGGGGACCAUGGGGGAACCCUAUUUAAUUUCAGGGCCGAUACAGAAGAAGUCGUCAAUGAGCGACGAUUCGUCGUCAGAGAUGAUGGAGCUGGACGAGAAUGCUCUAGUGGCGGACCCGCACUUGGAGCAGAACCUGCGGCGGCUGCAGGAGGAGGAGAAGUUGCUGCUGGAGCAGCAGGCGGCGCUCGAGGCCGGCAACAUGGAUGACUUCGCCGCCCUAGAGCACCAGGACGCUUUGCGUCUUAACCAGUUGCAACAGCAAGAGCUUCAGAAGAAGCAACAGGUGCAAGCGCAGCGAUUAGCGCUGCGCCAGGCGCAAAUCAACAACGCGCCGCCUCCGGCGCACGACGCGGCGCAGCGCCGGGAGCCGACCAUGCGCCGCCGCACCACCUGCACCGUCCGCGUCAACAACCUGCAUGCUGCCGAAGCAAUAGAAACGGACGUCUGACCAUUGGAUAAGGCGAGCCAGCGCGACGAGGGCGGCGGCGCCGGCUGCGAGCACGCGCGUGCGCGCGCAGUGUGGCGCGGCCGGUUGCCCGCGCGCUCCCCGCCGCCCUGCCACGUGUGAGCUUGGCUCACACACGCCGACCCCUCGUGACCCACAUGUCUCCCGGACACAUCACCCGACACCAGUGUUGAACGUGAACUAUUAGGUGCUUCACUUUUAUCUCAAGCGAACCAUUAGGUAGUAAUAUAGCGCCGAAAUGUUUGAAAGUAAGCUUGUAGCUUGCUGAAAAAUGAUAUACAUAUUAAGCUGCCAUGACUGGCUAUGUGCUACAUUUUAGUCAGGGUUAGCGGGAUGCGCGUUUUGCUCGUCGGCCCUGAUUGUAAAUAUGUACGAACAACUUCUAUGCCACCUAGAAUGGUUCUUCGUGAAUAUAUCAAUAGGCCUAUAGAAGUAUUCGUUCUGUACAUGAACCUAAAGUAUCGCUUUCUGCUUAUCCAUAUAGUUGAUUUGUAAAUAGUAUAAGAUGGUAGCGGCUCGCGCGCCAUCCUCCUGAAUAUGGACAAACGAAAGUGAUGCCAUGGAGAGAAUCAUUCUGUUGAACAUCUCUCCUCUUAGAGGUCUAAAUUUGUACUUUAUAUGACUCAGUUUAAGGCAAGACACAUUGAUUUGUUUGAUAAAAUCAGUGCUAGCUUCCGAGACAAUUCAAUAGUUGACUGUGAAGGCCUAAUCCGAAUAUUGGCCCUGGUAACCACUGGAGAUAACUUCAACCUAAAAAGUGAUCUUGUGUAUCUCCGGACGUAGUUGGCUAUCGGCGUUUUUAUAAUAAUUUAAACGACAAAAUUAUAUGAUCAGGUAUAAUGUACGGUCAAGAAAAUGAAUAGUACCUUAUCGUGUCUUGUUACUACAAUGACAAUAAGGCGCUAUACCAAGCUUGGUUCAAAACACUGAAUUAUUCUAAUUUUCUUUAAAUAUAUAAAUAAUUGUCGACUUUUUUAUGAGAUGGUCAUUUUUCUCAUGCCCCAAUAUUUCUUCUUAACGCCUAUGUAAUUACCUUAACUACAGACUAUUGUAAAACUCUUCUUACAGUAAAAAUGUUAGUAGGUACUUAUUUUGUUUAUGCGCAAAUAAAAAUAAUCGAUUAAUCAAGAAUUAAUGUAGUCCGAGUCUUAUUAGUACGGAAAUAAUGAUAAUAAACAAUUAACUAGUACGGAAAAUUACUAUUUCAACACACUUGCUCGUAACGUGGAAGUUAUUGAACCGCUUGAAGGCUCAUAAUCCUAGGAUAUUAAACACGCGUGCUUCUCUACUCCUUAUAUAACAAAGUCUGCGUCUGUUUGUUUGUAUGUUCGCGUUAAACUCUACAACUACUGAACGGAUUUUCAUUCGCUUCGCUUUCACCUAUCAAUAGAGUUUCUUGAGAAAGAUUAAGGUAUAUAAUUUGUUAACCCGAGCGAAGCCGGGGCGGGUCGCUAGUUUCCAUUAUAUUAUAGCACUUGUUAGGUUAUUAAUGAUAAUCCAACUGACUUAUGAUAGUAACUGAUUUCUAGUAAUAUUAUGGAAGGAGGUAUGGAAACGGAGCGUACUUAAAUUGAUCACUUAGAUUUUACAAGAAAGUCUGGAGGACGCCGGCGACCCGCCAUCCACCUGCCGGGAUCCGGUCGGCCGGAGCGGCAGGCAGUAGGACAGAUUUUAGACUUUUACUAACAGUUAUAUGUUAUAUAAAUAAAAUUUGAUUAUAUUAAAUUAAAUUGAUAUGAAAGCUUCCUUUUUUUCCUUGCAAGUGUGUUGAAAACGUAUGAAACGUGUGCAUUGGUCAUUACACACAUCGGCUUUCUUAUUACGUCGCGCGCACAAUAUCGCCUAAUGUGUAAUGACCAACGUAGCACACUUGUAUUACAAUAUUAACAUCUAAUGACCGUGCUAGUAAUAAUAUAAUAAAAUAUAUAAAUGUUCACAUUUUGUCCAACACUCAACUGACUCCAAGUGCAUGUUGUGUCUUAUCCAGCUUAAGGUACUACUUAAUGUUAAUGUAAUAGACGGUAUGGUCCCAAGUGAGUUAGGCAUUGCGGGUCAAGACUGAUAGAUAACUCAAACACCAUAACAGGAUCGCCUGAUCUUGAUGUGGGUUACACCUAAUAUAAGUUUAAAAAACGGGUAAUUUUACUGACUGUAUUAACUUAUGAUACUUACGAGUGUAAUCUUAUUUACUUACUACCCUCUAGGAUUGGCAAUGACCAUUUGCUAUGUACCUACCUACUGCAAUGCCUAUGAGUUAUUGGUGCUUACUUCUAUUGUGCACAAAAUGAAACUAAAAAGUGUCAAAAGGCAAUAUUUUCGAACUAAUAAUAUUCGGACUAAUGUCUAGUCAGAAAAGUUACUGGCUGCGUAAUACGUCUGCAUACUUACCUACACAUACGAGUACUAUACUAUACGUGUAUACAAUGGUGGGCCAGUGCGCAGCUAAUAUCUUUACUGACGGUGCAAAAUCGAAUCAGUUGUAAUGUUUCGUGUCAGUGUAAUAAGUAUUACAGAAACCGUUUCGUCACGUCCGGACUGGUCAAGGAAUUACUAUGCGAUAAAUUUUAGACUUCCAGUAAUCAGAAUUUACAAAUAAACUCAGACCACAUACAAAUAUGUAUUGCGCUCGAUGUCCAAAAUUUAUCGUACGAGUAUGAUACAGGUGUAUUGUAAGCUCGAUUGAUCGUAUUUGCAACGAGGUUGUGAGUAAUGUUAACAUCAACCUCGUUCAAGCAUGAGCAAAGAUAGAUUUAAGUUAAAGUUACCUUUGUUGUAUGUUGUGAUUCAAUGUAUGCUGUAUGCAACACAUUUAAUAGUGAUCAGUCCAAAUCCCCGUGUGUCUCGUGCAACAGCCUCGAAUUCUAGACACCAACGCCGCGCGUGGCAAUAACAUAGAUGUUACUUGUAUAUUAUUUAAGUGUCCAUUUAAUAUCUACAUUGCGGGGUAACCUUUGUCGUCAUCAAGUUGUUGUUCAUAUUAAGUAUACCUUAUAUAAAUGUUUGUCCAUUAAUGUUGGGAGGAAGGUUGUGAGGCGCUCAGGCGUCAAUCACUGAUUGGUACCUACAUUGCGAGGCAGUGUUAUAAUAAAGCAACUUUUACAAUGUAUCGAUGUGCAUAAUAGACCUAGUUCCUUAACAGAUCCCUCGCGAUUAUUUCUUUCACUAAAACCUACCCAGCUUUUUUCCACAUCUGUAGUAAAAAAAACUAAAUUAUGAUGAUCCAAGACAGUAUAGGUACUUAUGCCAUAAAAUAAAAGUUGCAUUAUUAUUGUUAGCUUAUGAUGUUACAUUUCAAACAUAUCCAAAUAAACGUGAUUUAUUGUUAUAUUAUGUUGAAUAUAAGUUAAUUGGAAGACGGACUGUUGCGAAAUUAUAAAAUCGCGUUGUAGUUCUUUAAGCAAACAGGUAAAAUAAUGCAUACCUAAAAUUUAAUUCAAAUAGGUGACAAUAAAUGUGACUUAUUUUAAACCUAAGCGAUGUCAGAGCCCAAACCUGCAUCGCAAGCGGUAGAACAAUGAUAACACGUCAUAUACAACUCUCAUGAUAUUUAUAGAUUAAUACAGGUACCAUCAAACUCAUAAAAGACACCGCCGCCAUACUGUAAGUUUUUACAACAGUCUGUCUUUUAAAAUACGGUUGUUAUGUAUUAAUUGAUUAGUAGUUAGAUUAACGUUCAACAUGUUUUUCAUAUCAUUAAUACACAUUUCAUAGCGAUAAACAUCUAGAUGAAAAGACAUUUACUUAUUAUACAAAAUAGGUAAUUACUUAGUGUUUAGUGUAGUUAUAGCAAUAUCGACUAUAGUAUAAGGAUUGCCCCUUUACUGGGCAGGAUUAUUUCAUGUAAGAAUGGUAAUUUGAGUGAUUCCAUGAAUAUAAAAUAGUUCCCAAACAUUCCUUGUGCAAUGGCAGUAUAAGUAUUGUUGCAAAUAGCAUGUAAUACAACUUAAGAUUAAUAUAUCAAUCCAAAUAUUGAUGUUUCGUAAUAAAUGUGAAUUGUUAAGUAAUAUAUAAAAUGUUAAGUUAUCAAAAUCCAAUGAUAAAAAUGAAAGCAGUUCGAUCUCCGACUCCACUAAGUAGCCCGCUGAGCGCGCCGCGGCUCGCCGAAUUCUGCCAACACCGCUCCGAUCUAACCCACUUGCCCGCCCUCCCAUUCCACACUCGCUACAUUUUUAUAGUAUCUAGUCUCUAAUAAGGUCAAUUAGUAAUCUGGAAUUAUGGAAUCCUACUUAAAUAAGGCUUUUUGGUGUGAAACUAGUAGGUUGUAUGAAAUCAUCUUAGCUCAAACAUUGAAAGGGCACCAGAUAUUAUAUAUAGGAGCCCCUGCACAAUGCAGAAUAUUGCAGAACUGAUACACUGAUAUUUCGAGAUUUCUAGUGUUCUGGCGACUGUAAUAGACCCGACAACACAAGCAAGCAAUUAUUCUGAUCCCAAAAAGUUCUUGAAUUAUCAUGUUAUAAUUAUGUUAAUGUAUAGAUCUAAUUAUUAAAGAGCCACGAUAAUUUAUUUCGUAGGUAUCAAUUGAAUCAUCUUUAUUGUAUCGUUUUAGGUUAUUAUUACAACAAUAUUGUGAUCAUAUCGACUAUGAAUUAAGGGUACGUGUCAAUUUUACAAUAUGUUGAAUUAUAUGAUAUGUUAAUACUAUUCGUUUAUUAUAGUUUUAACCCUUUCAAUGGCAACCACGGUACAUGCUCGUGUGUUAUUGAAAGCAUUUGUCGUGCUUGUGCGCUGAUGCAGGGUAUCUACAGUAAGUUAGAGUUGGUUAACC